AUGAGCUUAGGGACGAUCGAUGCUGCGCUUCACGCGUCCGAUCACCACCCGCAGGACUGGACCGCCAGCCGAUGGAUCGUGUGCCUAACAGUGGCCCUAUUGGGUCUGCACUUCUGCGGCGUACAGGGCUACGGCCUGUUCAAGCGCGUUGGUCCACACAAAUUCGCCCGCGUGCCAUUACGACCCGCCGGAAUGCGCCAUUUUGGAUUCGUACGAGCCGCCAACCCUAACGCGGACGGUGCGAUGGAUGAGCCCUCGCAACAGCGUGAAAUGGCGGCCGAAGAACCGACGGAAAUGCGUGAAAUGAUCCACGAAAGUGCGCACCCGGUCGAGAUCGAUAUGGGCGCGGAUAUGCAGGCACGUGUGAUGGGAUUCGAACCCGAUCAGGUUGAUGGUAACUUCGGACGAGCGGCCGGAGAAGAGGAAGGUGAGAACGAGGAAGGUGACGCUCAGUUCCGACACUUCAAGAAGCACAAGAAACAUAAGCACGUGGUCCACACGCACCAUCACUAUCAUCACAAGAAGGAUGAUCACGAGUAUGGCCAUGGAUAUGGGCAUGGUCAUGGGUAUGGUCAUGGACAUGGGUACGAUCAUGCUCAUGGGCAUGCUCAUGGAUACGGACAUGGCCACGGAGGGCACGGAGGUUACCAGCCAACGUACGGUUACCACGGGCGACACCGGCAGCCGUCAAGAUGGCGCCCUGUAGCUCAUGGCCAACUUCUCAAUAAACAGGCCGCCGGUUUUUAGGCUUUAGCACGCACCGCAACUCCAACGCAUUCAUCCCCGAACCCGGACCAGGACGUGGCCUUUGAAGGACAGCAGCUAGAGGGUGGCGAAUCUGGUGGCUACCGGGCGUCUGUCAGCAGGCGGCAGCUUGUGCGCAGCAAAAACGAGCGAUUAGCUCAGAACGGUCGAGAUCGGGCGCUUCGUGCGAACAGGUUGCGGUCGAUGGCGAAGCGCAUGAUCGAGGGUCUCGAGGGUGGGGAGCGAGUCGAGCAGGAGACGGUGGCGGUUGCGGCAGGUGAGGAAGGAUCCGCCCGGUGGCCGUACAGACGUCGAACCAAAGCAGACUGGCGACGAAGAGCUGAACUGGCCGCUGGUCGACGUCGCAAAAUUGUUCCUGAGAAGACACUCGAACGGCGUGCACCGAAACAAGAGCGAACUGACACGGUGGCACCUCCACAGGACACCGAAGAACCAGUGACGGACGAACCGGUCGACAAUAAGUCGGACGUGUGCGAGGACGAGAUCUGCUCGAGCUUCUACGUAGACGAGCGUAAAAUGGCUGCCAGAAGCACGACUCCACGAACGGAGGUCGAACACCUGCUCGAGGAGGAACUCAUGUCACUUCCCAGAUCCUCGGGGAACGGACUUGAGACCUCCGAAAGCGAAGAGUCGGCAGUCGACCGCAAGGCGUCAGGUUCAAAACCCACAUCUACGGCUUGGCGUGGCCUUUCGAAGCGAUUGAAUGCGUUCCGCGAGCGGCAGUUCAGUCGAAGGAGUCGUUCAACAGAGGCACCUACUACGACCACAACACCUGAGCCAAACGCCAGCGAGUACGAGAACGAUUCGAACGAGAUCGUUGAGUACUUCCAGCAGGACGUAGGUCGUGUCUUAUACCGACUAGCUAACGGACGGUUGAUCGAAGAACCACAACGAUUCCACAUGCGUCGUAGUCCUGCUGAAGAUCCGGCUGACUCGUGGAGACAACGUCGGCUUGAUCGUUUGGCCGCUCGAAAGAGUCGCAAGCAGCUGAAACCUUCUGUCGUGAAUCCACCCGAGUCCAAACCUGAGCCUAUGUCUCUUGUCAACAUUGGUACGUUCCGGUUCCCGGAUCAACAAAUCGUGGGUGCUCCAGCCCCGGCAGCCAUCGCCACCGGAACCGGAACUGAACUGACUCACGAACUGACCGGAUCAGCUCGUGCCGUAGCCGUUAUGCCUUCAGCAGACAUGGACAACUACAUCAUGCAGAAGGUGCGCGAGUAUUGUGGUUCGUCCUGUGGUAAACCCGCACCGGUAUUGCUCGUCCCAGAACAGAAGACAUUUGCCGUGGCGUACCCACCACCACCGCCUCCUGCCGCUCCUGCCUCACCUCACAACCCUGACGCGAUCGUAGGCAGCGCAAAACCGCUCAUCGUUCAGCCAGCUCAUACGAUCGAAACUGCACCCGGUUCUUCAACGGUUGCGCCCGGUUCCUGUGCACCCAAAAUCGUCAAGUGCAUCCCGAGGUCGAUGGCGGGCAAACGCACCGCUAAGGGUGCUCCUGCCGAUGCUACCCCCGACCCCUCGAAGGAUCCCGCCAACCCGCUCGUGUCUCCGAGUGCCGCGAUCGUGCGCGCCGUUCGCAACCUGAUCUUCAACCCGUACGAUCCGCGUAUGGUCGAACCGUUCGGUGGAAAACCACCGGGUGGUGAUUCGACCCAACGGCGCAAGCAACGUCAGGACCUGCGUCGUCAGCAACACCAGUCACCCCGUACACGCCCGCUUGACGCCAUCCGGAACGCGAUCACGGCCAUUCGGGAGCGAGUUGUGACAACGACUACGACACCAGCGCCACCUCCACCGGCUGCUGGUCGGCGGCAGAAGGCACGCCGCAACAAGGCUGGCCCUAUAGUAGCGGCUGCGGCACCUCCCCCACCUCCUCCACCACCACCGGCACCUGCACCGGCACCACCAGCGGUUGAUUGUGCCGAAUGUCGGCGGUUGUGUAGCGCUUGGGGACGUCCGAGAGCGCGUCCUUUGGCAAGUCGACGACGAGAGGGUGCUAGUGCGGGUGGAGCCGCCGAGGAGACGGUAGCAAGUGCGGGUCCUGGUGAGACGAGUGAAGGCAAUGGUGGUGGAUUGUUGGGAGCGUGGUUUGAUUGGUUCCCGGCCGAUGAGAUGGUGUCCACGAUUCAGAACGGUGACUCGUCCUUUCUGGACAUCGUGAGCAGUGUGUUUGGGUUGCCGCCGGAGGAGAACGAGUACCAGGUGGGGGCAGCACGAAGGAGUCCGCCACAGGAGGAUCCGUUGCCGUUCUGUGAGGACGUUAUGUAG
This is a messenger RNA of Anopheles nili, 3036 nucleotides long. RefSeq lists its product as uncharacterized. Lineage: Eukaryota; Metazoa; Arthropoda; Insecta; Diptera; Culicidae. The transcript is spliced from 6 exons. The record is from RefSeq and is a predicted model, not a curated record.